AUGGCCGCCUACCUUUUAUCCCUGGGUUUCCUUUUCGCCGCUUCCAUAAAUGCUGCACCUCAAGCAUCCCAGGCAUUGUCGGCAUCGUCUGUAACACCAUCGCCGUCUGCUUCACCUUCUUUAACUUCCGAGGAGCGAGACGAGUUGUUUCAACUUCACGAAGAGCUAGUCAACAUACCCUCGAUCUCGAGCGAUGAGGUAGAGUGCGCAGAUUACAUCUCAGAAUACCUGGAAGAGCUUGGAUAUUAUGUUGAGAAAGUACCGGUUGCGAACACGAGCACGUUCAAUGUGUUUGCGUAUCCAUCCGCGCUCAAGGAUGAGGGUAUAUGGCCCGAGGUACUGAUCACCAGCCACAUUGAUACAGUACCGCCAUUCUACCCGUUCGAAAGGCGUGAAGAAAAUGGGACGAUCUUCCACUACGGCCGCGGCACCGUUGAUGCAAAAGGGCCUGUAGCAACAAUGAUCAUCGCUUCGCACAAAUUCUUCCAAUCUCGAUCCAACACUCCCCGGCUGGGUAUGCUCUUUGUUGUAGCCGAGGAGACCGGUGGCGCCGGUAUGAAAGCUUUUGCCUCGUAUGCGAAAAACACCACCUUCCGCGCCGGCAUCUUUGGUGAACCUACGGAAGGCAAAUUGGCCAGUGGCCAUAAGGGCAGCCUUGGCUUGACUCUCGACGUCAAGGGCAAAUCCGCUCAUUCUGCCUAUCCAUGGCUGGGCAUUUCAGCGGUUAACUAUCUCGCUGAAGCUAUCGUUGUCCUAAAUGCACUCGAGCCCGCAUUGCCGCAGAGCGAACUCCUCGGAGCUACGACACUCAAUGCCGGGCUUAUUCGAGGCGGUGUAGCAGGUAACGUCGUUCCGGAAGCAGCGAAUGCUAGUGUCCAGAUACGUAUUUCGCGCUCUGAAGACGAUGCCGUGUCGACGGUUCAGGGUAUGAUCACUCGCAUGCUUUCGCCGCUCAUAACUCGCGCGGAAGAAGCGAAUGCUACGUUCAGCCUUAUCUGGUCAAAUGCGACGUAUCCUGCGCCUAUACUAGACACCGAUGUUGAGGGCCUGGAGAUCGCCCCGGUGUUCUAUGGAACGGACAUCCCAAGCUUGCCGCAGGUGGAGAAGAAAUAUCUUUUCGGGACGGGCACAAUUGAGGUUGCACAUACGCCGAAUGAGGGCUUAAGUCAGGAUGAGCUUGUACAGGCUGCGGAGGCCUACGGUUUGAUCUUAGAGAGUUUGUUCCCGAGUAACUCGACGGCUGAACAAUGA
Parastagonospora nodorum SN15 is the source of this 1251-nucleotide messenger RNA. RefSeq lists its product as hypothetical. Bases 1 to 1251 code for a protein of 416 amino acids. Lineage: Eukaryota; Fungi; Ascomycota; Dothideomycetes; Pleosporales; Phaeosphaeriaceae. Gene Ontology annotation, molecular function: hydrolase activity. The transcript has 2 exons. The record is from RefSeq and is a predicted model, not a curated record.